AUGGCAACUCAAAAACGAGUUCUUCUUUCCUCUAUCGAUACUUUAACUUUCUACGAUGGAGAGCGAACGAACUUUCGACGUACGAGUCCAGUACUUCAAUUAGUCUGUCAAGGACAACCUUGUAAACGUUUUAAACCAGAUGUGAUUCAAUGCCAGAAUACAGGUGGAUCUGGUAGUAAUAUUCAUUGGAAAUGUGAAGCUGAUUUACCUUCAAGUAUUAAACUUGGUAGAACAGAAGUCAGUUGUGAAGGAUUUCGAAAUGCUGAUGAUCCUUAUAUUCUUGAAGGAUCAUGUGGCUUGACUUAUACAUUGAAAGAUGCUGGGUUUUCUUCAUCUCAUACUCGCGAUGGGAUGUCAUUGGAAGGUUUUCUCUUCUGGGCACUCUUUGCAAUUGUGGGAAUCUUUAUUAUCUAUCCAUUACUUCGAUCACUUUUUUCUACCGCACUUCGACCAGUGAGCCGAUACUUUCCCGGAUCCUUUGGAGGAUCAGGCGGGGGUGGUGGCGGAGGUGGGGGUGGUGGUUGGGGAUGGGGAAACCGACCUGGAUCUCGAUUCUGGGGUGGUGGCCGACCUAGCGAUCCACCUCCACCGUAUUCCCCCCGGAACCCGCCUCCCCCCAAAACGUCGGGUGGUGCAGACGGACCUUGGAGGCCAGGAUUCUGGACUGGUCUUUUGGCAGGAACGGCUGCUACAAGUGGGCUCUUUGGUGGACGAGGAUUUGAAGCUCCUAGAGCGAUGUAUAGAGGUCAAGGGAGUUCAAGGGAUAUGGAUGAUUCGAGUAACAUGGGCCCUAUUAGGUCUUCCACUGGAUUUGGUGGUACUAGGAAUCGGUGA
Melampsora larici-populina 98AG31 is the source of this 834-nucleotide messenger RNA. RefSeq lists its product as uncharacterized. The transcript has 6 exons. The coding region runs from base 1 to 834 and encodes 277 amino acids. Gene Ontology annotation, cellular component: endoplasmic reticulum membrane. The record is from RefSeq and is a predicted model, not a curated record. Gene Ontology annotation, biological process: regulation of store-operated calcium entry. Lineage: Eukaryota; Fungi; Basidiomycota; Pucciniomycetes; Pucciniales; Melampsoraceae.